This is a messenger RNA of Lineus longissimus, 2518 nucleotides long. Its product is annotated as peptidyl-prolyl cis-trans isomerase FKBP3-like. The record is from RefSeq and is a predicted model, not a curated record. Lineage: Eukaryota; Metazoa; Nemertea; Pilidiophora; Heteronemertea; Lineidae. The coding region runs from base 99 to 767 and encodes 222 amino acids. Gene Ontology annotation, molecular function: peptidyl-prolyl cis-trans isomerase activity. The transcript has 8 exons.
GGUUGCCGAGUUUGAGAAUUUAUAAAUCCGCACCGCAUGCACGUGGAUCUGUUUGUUUUCACCUUUUUGCAUGUUUUGAAGUUGAAAACACUUAAGCCAUGGCAGACAAUGACGUGACACCGAAGUACACUCCCGAGCAGCUGGCAGGCGAUGGGGUCAGCAAGAAGGAGCUGUGUGGAUAUCUGCAGGAAAUUGCUUCAUUCCAGUUCAUGCAAACGAAUGGUCUCAAGGGAUCCCUAGCCAACGUUGCCAAGAAGAAAUCUAAAACUCAACUGAUUGAGGACCACAAUAAAUUGUUUGAAGAAAAGGCGUUCAGGAAGGAGGGAGAGGAAGACACGACGCAGAAGAAGACGGCUGAUGUGAAAACGAUUACUGAAGACACGAAGAAACUUACUGUGCAAGAGCCCGAGGAAGGUCCUCCAAAGUAUGAAAAGCGAAUUCUCAAGAAGGGAAACAAGCGCGAUUAUCCAAAGAAAGGCGACACCAUUGAAGUCUGGUAUACAGGAAAAUUACCAAAUGGAGACGUCUUUGAUACCAAUGUCACUAGCACAAAGAAGACCAAGAAAAUCCCCUUAAGAUUCAAAGUUGGUUCUGGUAAAGUAAUCAAGGGGUGGGAUGAGGCAGUGAAGUCGAUGAGCUCGGGAGAGAAGUCCGAGUUUAUCAUCAAGUCCGAGUGGUGUUAUGGAAAGAAAGGUCUAGAGGGGAGUAUCAAACCAAACACAGACCUGACUUUCGAGAUCGAGCUCUAUGCAAUAUUACAAUGCUAACAGUGCGGGGAGUGACACGGUGGAGAAGAAAACAGUUGGUCAGGAUUAUCUUUGGACAGUUUCUACUUGAAUUUCCUUUAAAAUAAACAGGUUAAAACCCUAGCUGGUGCACUGUAAACUAUUUACUUUUAUAUCGAAUUAUCAUACAUGUUGCAGGGCAAAAAAACAAAGGCUUCCCUUGUGUUGUUUUAUUCAGCAAUGCCUGCAAGGCAUGUACUGGGUGUUAAAAAAUAAUCUUGUUGAAUUUAAAGAUGAAUCUUUUUUUUUUUUAAACAAUGUUUUCUCAACUAUUUCCUUUCCCGGGACAGACCAGCUCGGCGAGCUGGAAGGCUGGCCAGGUUCAUGGCAGUCUGGGGAAUGGUUUCUCCGGGGUGUCUAUACAGGAGGUCGGUUACCAACCAACUAUUUAAGACAGCUGCCUGAAAUUCACAUGACGCCAUUAAUCUACAGUGCACCCAGUCAGUGGGUUAAAUCUGUGUUCAUACUAUCUUUUGUAAUUAUAUUGUAUAGAUGCAUCUAUGCAACGUGUUAAGAAAAAGUGUACUUCCGAUGUUUGAAAAUUUGGUACGGCAGGUUUUGUUGUGGUAUGCUACGUACCAUAUUUCCAAGGAGCAGGACAAGUUUGCCGUUAAAGGGCUUGGGAGAGUUUUAUCCGGUGAAUUCCAUAUCAGAGUGGGUUAAAAAUGCUGCGGGGCGGUAGGGGUUUAAACUGAAGCACGGAUAAGAAAGUGCAUCAUUUGAAGAGGUUUAUGUGAUACUGAAAUCUGGUCGGGGAGGGGGGGGGGGGGUAAGUCAUCCUGGUUUUGUUAUUUGGUGUGUUCAUAUGACUGUUGGACUUGAGAAGGAAAAAGAUGAAGAAGAAUUUGUUUUUAUCAAAGCGCCAACACAUAUUGUGCUAGGCAGAGGUAGGGACAACUUGGGUGAGGGAUUUAGAGGGCCAGGAGGAUGAUAAUCCCCUGUGUGCUGCACAUUUUCUACAUAAAAUGUAGAAACAUUCCAAGAAUACUGCAAGCUGGGUAAAAUUCGUAACUGUUUUUAUUUUUGCGAUUUAGGAGGCAAACGCAAAUAUUCGAAUGCUAAUGAGUUUAAAAACUCAUUUAUUUCAACUGUAUUGUAUCAACAAUUAAAUCUUCGGCAUCAAACGUGGAAUUCAGUCGACGCCGAAUGAAAAAAUAAGCAAAAUCGUGAACUUUUGGCUUAGCAAACAUUACCUGGUUUUCAGUUAGCAGAUGACAAUUUGUAUGCCUCUUACUUUGGUUCUUUCAGAUGUGCUAUUAUUUCAAUAUUUCAUUGGUCACAAUCGAUACGACUGCUAGAUAGUUUUCAUCCCAAAGCUGUUGACACCUCAAUUAUGUGAAAACCAGACUUUUUAUGUUUACUUGCAAAAGAUCCUGUUGUGAUUGAUAUUUUGGCCAUUUUUAUACCCUCAUUACGUUUUCAAGAAUACUUGAUUUUCCCCAGAACAGUGCAGAAGUUCAUUCUCUUCUCAAAAGUCACUUUAGAACUAGUCGGGGGUUUAAAUAUUGGGGGCUUUUGAACUUUUUCCCUUGGGUUUAUAACUUUUCUCCACAUUCUUCGAGUUUUUGGUGUGUCCUGCCUCUGGAUUUUGGUCUCUUUGGGAAAUUGGAGACAUUUUUCUAAUGAUUUUGUUUGCCGUGCUUGUGUUUGCUGGGUUUUAUUAAAAACUGCAAUAAAAAAGUCUUGUUGUGUCCUGUUAUUCAAUUCAUGUUUAAAUAAAUGAAUUGAAUCCA